Molecule: messenger RNA, 3959 nt
Organism: Hypomesus transpacificus
Lineage: Eukaryota; Metazoa; Chordata; Actinopteri; Osmeriformes; Osmeridae
Product: protein NLRC3-like
Exons: 10
Coding region: 160-2649 (829 amino acids)
Source: RefSeq, a predicted model, not a curated record
UCUAAACUCAAUAAGGAAGUAAGGUGAAAGACUCGGGAAAGUGGAUGAUAGUUUUUAACUCGCUCCUAUACUUCAAUUCUACACAACGGUUUGUUAGUUUAUUCGAGAUUAAAAAGUAGUCCAUCUGUCCGUGUCCUCUCUCCUACAGCCCUAUCUACAAUGGACACAAGUAAUGAAGAACAGCUGUUGGGAACUCUGAAGAAGCUCGGGGAUGACGAUCUGAAGACGUUUCAGUGGUUCCUGAAGAAGAAAGUUCUGGAUGGGUUUGAUCCCAUCCCAAAGAGCAGGUUGGAGGGAGCUGCCAGAACAGACACAGUGGAUAGGAUGGUGGAGAUUUACAGACCUGAAGGAGCUCUGAAGAUCACUGUGGAGAUCCUGAGGAAGAUGGAUCAGAAUAAUUUUGCUAAGUGGCUUAUGAGUGUCAGUGAUGCUGAGGAGGCAGGUGGGAACAGUUCAACUUCCUGUCUGCCUCAGGAAGUCCAGGGUUCCUCCAACACGACUGAGACUGGAGGCCAUGCUGCUGCUCCUGGUGGAAACCCCUCAGAGCAUGAAGCUACUCCUUGGUCCUCCAACAAAGCUCAGGAUGGCAGCAUUUUCAUGGCUCCAGUGUUAAAGGAGACACAUGUUGCAGGAAAUCUGACCCUCACUACAACUACUGGAGACAACAUAACCAUUAACCAUAACCCUACAACCUACAAUAUAACCCAAAAUAAUAAGGAAAUUGUGGACCAUCAGAAAAAAGAGAGCACAUCCCAGGACCCCCAAGGCAGUGAAACACCACCAUUCAUACUCAAACUUAAAAAGGCUCUUCAAGAGAGUUUUAAGACAAAGUUCAAAUACCUUUUCGAAGGAACCACAGAAGAUGAGACAACUCUCAACAGCUUCUUCAUACAACUCUACAUGACAACGGGGGAGAGUGAAGGGGUCAAUAAAGAACAUGAGAUCAUGCAGAUUGAAUAUCCAUCCACAGGCAAAACAUCAUCAGAAAGGUCAAUCCACUAUAGUGAAAUCUUCAGCCCCCUAGAUGAAAAAGAGACAAAGAUCCUGACUGUGCUGACGAAGGGCAUCCCUGGCAUCGGAAAAACCAUCUCAGUGCACAUGUUCAUCCUAGACUGGGCAGAAGGGAAAUCAAAUCAGGAUAUAGAUUUAAUCUUUGUACUUCCAUUCCGAGAGCUGAAUUUGAUCAAAGAUGACUUAAGUCUUCAUGGUCUUCUGAAGGAAUUUCAUCCAGAGAUUGUCAUCCUGAAUGAGGUAGAAGACGCACAGAUGUUUAACAACCACAAAGUGCUGUUCAUCUUGGAUGGGAUGGAUGAGAGCAGAUGUCCUCUGGAUUUCCAUAACAAUGAGAGAGUGUCUGAUGUCACUAAGAAGUGUCCAGUUGAUUUUCUGCUGACCAACAUCAUGAAGAAGAGUCUGCUUCCCUCUGCUCUCCUCUGGAUAACCUCCAGACCUGGAGCAACCAGUCAGAUCCCCCGCAGAACCGUCAAAAUCAACAGGGAGACAGAAGUUUGUGGCUUUCAAGGAGAACAGAGGCUUGAAUAUUUCAGGAAGAGAUUUUCUGAUGAUGAGGACCUGGCCAACAGAAUCAUCGAACACAUGAGGACAACAAGGAGCCUUUACAUCAUGUGUUACAUUCCUAUAAUGUGUUGGAUUAUCGCUGAGGUCCUAAAAGACAUGUUGAGACAAAACAACAGUGGACAUAUCCCCCAAAGUCUGACUGAAAUGUACAUUCACUUCCUGAUCACUCAAACACAGGUUGCAAGACAGAAGUAUCAGGGGGAAACCAUCAUGGAUAAAAAGAAGGUCUUAGAAUUAAGAAAAGACUUGAUGCUGAAACUUGGACAGGUAGCUUUUGAACAGCUGGUGAAGAGGAGUGUAGUGUUCUAUGAGGAAGACCUAAGAACAUGUGGGAUUGAUGUUGAUGAAGCUGCAGUGAAAUGUGGACUGUGCACAGAAAUCCUGAAGUUAAGUCAUGGGCUGUAUAAGAAGAAGAUGUACUGCUUUGUUCACCUGAGCUUUCAGGAGUUCCUCGCUGCUCUCUAUGUGUUCUACCGCUGUGUCACCAAGAACAUCAGUGCGCUGGAGUCCUUCCUGGAAAACGUGUCUGCAGAGCAGCCCCUGCAUGAGUUGCUGAAGAGAAUCGUGGAUAAAGCUCUACAGAGUGAGAAUGGACACCUGGACCUGUUCCUCCGCUUCCUUUUUGGCAUCUCACUGGAGUCCAACCAGACUCUCUUACAAGGCCUUCUACCCCAGACAGAGAACACAUCAGAGACUGUUGAGGACAUGAGAAAAUAUCUCAGGAAGCCAGACGUAGAGAAUAUCUCACCAGAGAGGCAAGUCAACCUCUUCCUCUGCUUGACUGAGAUGAAUGACAGUUCAGUACAUGAGGACAUUCACCAGUUCCUCAUGUCACCAGAUCGCGAAGAAGACGCUGUCUCAUCGGAUCACUGCUCAGCACUGGCUAAUGCACUUCUGAUGUCACAAGGCGAGCUGGAUGAGAUGGACCAGAGGAAAUACAACACAGAUAUGCUGGGGCGAAACAGACUGGUCCCAGCAGUGAGGAAAUACAGAAAAGCUGUACUGACUGACAUGUUGCUCAGCCAUGAGGACUGUGCAUUACUGGCCUCCUUCCUCCAGUCUGCCCUCUGAGAGACCUGUACCUGGGGGGGAUUAAGCAGUUUGGGUUCAAAGAUGACCUGAACAUUGUCGUUGAUGCCCUGAGAGGUCCAUACUGUAAACUGCAGACACUGAGACUGACUGACGAGAAUCUCAGCUCUCAUGACCGUGCAUCACUGGCCUCCAAUCUCCGGUCACCAGACUGUCCCUAGAGAGAGCUGGAACUGGGGGGGAUUAAGCUGAUAGAUAUUAAUAAUGACAACCUGAGUGUGGUUUUUCCUUCCCUGAGAGAUCCACAAUGUAAACUGCAGACACUGAGACUGACUGGCAUGGAGCUCAACUAUGAGGAGUGUACAUCACUGGCCUCCUCCCUCCAGUCACCAGACUGUCCUCUGAGAAAGCUGCACCUGGGGGGGUGUAUGUAUAUUUACCCCCGAAUUAGUUCUGCUUCCCAGACAAGUCCACUCUCUAAACAGGAGACAAUGAGACUGACUGACAUGGUAAUCAGCCUUGAGGACCAAGCAUCCCUGUCUGCCUCCGUCCAGUCACCAGACUGUUCUCUGGAGGAUCUGGAGGAGGAAGAUGUAAUGUGGAUGAAGUAGCUGGACGGAGUCUCUACGUGAAGGCUCUCACACCUCAUUGUGUAACUUGCUGAAUUGCUAGUCAUAUGUUGAUAAGUAAGGGUCAAGAUUGUGGUGUGAUUGUUUGUUCUUGGGUGUAAAGGGAAGCAUUGUGAAGCAUUGUUCUGUGGAUCCUUGAUGUCCUUCUCCUCAGGUAUGGCUUGUCCUACACCUCCUUCCUCACCUCUUGCUUUCUCUCUUAUUUGCAAUAAUCAUGGUAGCGUAGGUAAGAGUUUGUUUUAUUCUGUUCCUGUUCUCCUACAGGGACUACAGAACUACAGAAUAACUUUAUGCAAACAUGCUUUAUUAACGUACUCGCACGUGUCUCACAUACAGUACAAUCCAUAGACUUGUUAAUUUCUAUGGAAAGUGCUCAGUGAGGCAAGCGAGAGCGCAAAAUGGACCGUGCCAUCUUUCCAGUUCCGGCUCGUCUGGUCUUGCGCAGAACAGUGGCUCGCUUUGCUCCUAGCUCCGAGACUCGUAUGAAAACUGGCAGAAUGGGGUACAAGCCAAUCAAGAAGCAGAUACAUCAUGCUAACUUUACGAAAAUCAAUGUUAUUAGUACUGUAUAGUAUUACUUUCACUUGGUUUUUAGAAAUAUGCCUAUUUUAAAUGGAACAUAUGUUCCACAUACGACCACAUAUACAUUGUUCUUUUUGCUUCGUGUUUUUAGUAUGACUGCUUAAGUAUUGUGUCGGAUUAAAUAAACUGUAAACUUGAAUA